AUGAGUAGUGCACCCCUCAUUUUAUCACGCUACCCUUUCAACACCUUUAAUGCCCUUUUCUCUUGCGCCAAGUUUCUCUCUUUGGCUCAGCAACUUCACGCUCAGGUCAUCAUCAACGGGCUCUACAGGGAGGUUUUCUAUGGUUCCAACAUCACCAAUGCUUAUGUCCAAUCGGGUUCUCUUCCACUUGCAACAAAAGCCUUUGAUCAGAUCACUGCAAAGAAUCCUCACUCUUGGAACACCAUCAUCGCCGGUUACUCAAAAGGCUGUCUCUAUGAUUAUGUUUUGAAGCUUUUCCGAGACUUGCGAAGUGACGGCAAUGCAGUUGAUAGCUUCAACUUGGUGUUUGCCAUUAAAGCGAGUCAGAGGUUGAUGUUUUUUCAUAAUGGGAGAUUGCUUCAUUGUUUGGCCAUCAAAUCUGGGUUGGAAGGAGACCUGUUUAUCGUGCCAGCACUUUUGAACAUGUAUGCUGAGUUGGGUUCUCUGAACGAUGCCCACAAGCUGUUUGAACGAUAUUCUUACAGAAGCUCCGUUAUGUGGGGUUUUAUGAUAAAGGGGUAUUUGAAAUCUUCGCAAGAACCCCGCGUUUUUGAGCUACUCUCUAAUAUGACUAACUAUUUUGAUUUCCGAUGCGAUGUUUUCACAAUGGAAGGCUUAGUUCGAGCCUGUGCAAACGUCUUGGCUGGGAGAGAAGGGAAAGCAUCUCAUGGUGUAUGCAUAAAGAACAAUCUUUUGGUGAAUGCCUGCUUGCUGACAUCGGUCAUAGAUAUGUAUAUGAAAUGUGGCUUUACUCGUUAUGCAUUUUUGUUGUUUGAAAAAGCUCAUGAUCGCUGGGAUGUGGUUCUAUGGAGUGCUUUAAUCAAUGGAUGUGCCAAAAAAGGGAAAUUUUGUGAAGCUUUGUCCGUGUUCAAAAGGAUGCUGGAAAAUUCAACCGCCCCAAAUCCGGUUACUUUGUCAGGCGUGAUCCUAGCUUGCUCUGGUGUGGGGUCUUUGAAACAAGGAAAAAGUGUGCACGGAUUUGUGAUUAGAAACAUGGUUGAAUUAGAUGUGGUGAAUUAUACCUCUCUUUUGGACAUGUAUUCAAAAUGCGGUUGUGUCAGAACUGCUUACAAAAUCUUCUGUAUGAUGCCGGUAAAAAAUGUAGUCUCUUGGACUGCAAUGAUAAAUGGAUACGCAAUGCAUGGCCUGUAUUUGGAAGCCCUUUCUACUUUUUAUCAAAUGACACAAAAUGAGUGUAUUGUAUUCGGAAAACAGGUGCCCAACUCUGUUACAUUUACUUCAGUUCUAUCAGCUUGCGGUCACUCUGGAAUGGUUCAGGAGGGGUUGAGGAUCUUUAAUUCUAUGAAAGAUAAUGGCAUUUCUCCAACUGAGCAACACUAUGCCUGCAUGGUAGGUAUCUUGGCUAAAGCUGGUCAAUUUGAUGCAGCAUUAUCCUUUCUAUCAGACAUGCCCAUAAAACCUGGUCUUAAUGCUUGGGGAACUUUGUUAAGUGCAUGUAGAUUCCAUAAACGAGUUGAACUUGCUGAAGAAAUAGCGAAGAGGCUUUCACUUGUAGAGCCUAAUGAUGAUUUCUCCUGCCAAGCUUCACUGGCAAACAUGUACAUCGAUGGGAUAGGAAAGAUGACAGUGGCUGAAGAGGGGCUUAAUAAGUGUCUUGGCUUCUCCUCAAUUGAAGUUAGGAAUAAGUUACGUGUAUUUAGUUCCAAUGAUACACUUGCAUUCACAAGCCCAGAUAUCAGUCAUACUUGGAAUUCUUAG
Molecule: messenger RNA, 1758 nt
Organism: Vigna unguiculata (cowpea)
Lineage: Eukaryota; Viridiplantae; Streptophyta; Magnoliopsida; Fabales; Fabaceae
Product: pentatricopeptide repeat-containing protein At1g06140, mitochondrial
Biological process (GO): RNA modification
Molecular function (GO): protein binding; RNA binding
Source: RefSeq, a predicted model, not a curated record